This is a messenger RNA of Syngnathoides biaculeatus (alligator pipefish), 3117 nucleotides long. RefSeq names its product presenilin 1 (gene psen1). The transcript has 11 exons. Lineage: Eukaryota; Metazoa; Chordata; Actinopteri; Syngnathiformes; Syngnathidae. Gene Ontology annotation, molecular function: aspartic endopeptidase activity, intramembrane cleaving; beta-catenin binding; cadherin binding. Bases 564 to 1955 code for a protein of 463 amino acids. The record is from RefSeq and is a predicted model, not a curated record. Gene Ontology annotation, biological process: amyloid-beta metabolic process; amyloid precursor protein catabolic process; smooth endoplasmic reticulum calcium ion homeostasis. Gene Ontology annotation, cellular component: lysosomal membrane; apical plasma membrane; Z disc.
AAGCACAAUGUAGAAAAGGACUUGGCUCGAGUACCCUCUGAAUUUGAAAUUACAUUGAAAAUAUUUAUGAACGCAUUUUUAAUUUCUUAAAUAUGCAUGAAAAUAAGUUCAAUGUUUUCGUGUGCCCUUGUGCAUAUGUGUGUGAUGACUACGAGGGGGGCUGUGGUUCCAGGAAGUAGUCAUCAUUCACAGCUAGUCGCUGUUACAAUUACAUUCGUCUGUUGUUCGGGGAUUGAUUACAAUUUAAAAAAGACGUUUAUUAAACCAGUGAACGUCUUAAUAGACGGUGCGUUUGGAUUUUUAGAGAAAAGCGGGCAGAGGCGGAACCAAACCCGGAAGCUAACUCCGAGGGAGGUAAGAUUUUGACAGCACACCCCGGAAGUAGGCUGAGAGAACAGGAAGAACAAAGAAGGGAAAGUACCCCAUACUCAAAAACCCCCGUUGAACCUAUUUAGUCUGUACACAACGCCCAAUUGGUUCUCCUCCGUUUGUUGACGGGCAAAAACAAAAACUCGGGUCCUGGUUUGCCGCGCAUGUGAGGACCUGUGUCGGCUCGUCGCAACAUGGCCAACAAUGAGCAAGACGUGGAAAACAACGUGAACCAACAGGAGGCCAACCGCAGCACUGAGCAGCACCAAGGUGAUGGGACCACCAGAGCUCGGUCCAGAGGCGGAUCGGGCGGUCUGGAGCAGAACGGCCAGGCCCCCUCCGCCAGGCCCGCCCCCCGCGUGGCGGAGGCCGACGAGGAGGACGACGAGGAGCUGACGCUGAAGUACGGCGCCAAGCACGUCAUCAUGCUCUUCGUCCCUGUGACGCUGUGCAUGGUCGUCGUCGUGGCGACCAUCAAGUCGGUCAGCUUCUACACGCAGAAUGACGGACAGAGGCUGAUCUACACGCCGUUCCCGGAGGACACGGACACGGUGGGCCAGCGGGCGCUGAACUCCAUCCUCAACGCCACCAUCAUGAUCACCGUCAUCAUCGUCAUGACGCUGGUGCUGGUGCUGCUCUACAAGUACCGCUGCUACCGGGUGAUCCAAGGUUGGCUCUUCAUCUCCUCCCUCCUCCUGCUCUUCUUCUUCUCUUACAUCUACCUCAAGGAGGUGUUCAAGACCUACAACGUGGCCAUGGACUACCUGACGCUGGCGGUCAUCGUGUGGAACUUCGGCGUGGUGGGCAUGAUUUGCAUCCACUGGAAGGGGCCGCUGCGUCUCCAGCAGGCCUACCUCAUCAUGAUCAGCGCGCUCAUGGCGCUGGUCUUCAUCAAGUACCUGCCCGAGUGGACCGCCUGGCUCAUACUCGCCGUCAUAUCCGUCUACGAUCUGUUGGCGGUGCUGUGUCCCAAAGGACCUCUGAGGAUCUUGGUGGAGACGGCCCAGGAGAGGAACGAGCCCAUUUUCCCCGCCCUCAUCUACUCAUCGACGAUGGUGUGGCUCGUCAACAUGGCCGACACGGACCCGGGGCCCAAGAGGAGCCCCGCUGAAGCGACCACGUCUCAGCCCGAGCCUCAAGGAGCGGCGGCGUCGCCGUCCAGUCUGUCGGGGGACGACGGCGGCUUCACGCCGUCCUGGGUGAGCCAACAGGAGCACCAGCUGGGGCCCAUGCAGUCCACCGAGGACACCCGGCGCGAGAUCCAGCAGAUGCCCUCGGACCGUCCGCCCGUUGAGGAGGACGACGAGGAGCGCGGCGUGAAACUGGGCCUGGGAGACUUCAUCUUCUACAGCAUGUUGGUGGGAAAAGCCUCGGCCGCCGCCAGCGGCGACUGGAACACCACUCUGGCCUGCUUCGUGGCCAUCCUCAUUGGCUUGUGUCUCACGCUGCUGUUGCUGGCCAUCUUCAAGAAGGCGCUGCCUGCUUUGCCCAUCUCCAUCUUCUUCGGCCUGGUCUUCUACUUUGCCACCGACAACCUGGUGCGCCCCUUCAUGGACCAGCUGGCGCUGUACCAGUUCUACAUUUAGUAGGCGCCCCCUUCCUUUUCCUGAUGGGGAAAAAAAACUCCCCCCGCGACAGGAUGGGAUGACUUGUUUUCUCCGGCUGAGAGGAGAGCGAGGGCGUUCAUCGAUAUUUUUUUUUUUUUUAACUUUUUUUUUUUUGUUUUUUUUUAAAUCCAACUCCUGUCUCAGGCACAGCAACGCAAAACUCUCAUCAACUCUCAGCGAGAAUUAUAAUUUUUUUUUCCCCACCUUUUUAAUUUAUGCCCGGACGGAGCCCUCCCGGUUCUUCGACUGCCGGGGACAGCCAGGUGCCUUGCUCAGGGACACCGGGAAGUCGCGUUCAAGGACGCGACCGCCGAGCUGCCCGCCUCGCUCCCGCCGGAGAACACCCCGAUCUUCGGUAGAAGAGUUCAAAUCCCACGCCCGCCCCCUCUCACAUUGCCUUUAAAAGCCGGCGUUUUGACACCUCGUACCCGAUCUCGCUGUUGUGUGUUAAAAUCAGCGCCGAGGGGACGAGGGUACAAAGUCGCACCCCGGGGAAUUUUCCAGUUUAGGAGGCGGUAGUGUUUGCGCUGUUAGAAGAAGUGGAAGGCCUCCUGCGUGAAAGGGUACCAAAAUGCAAUGCAAGGUUGUUGCUGUUCGGCUGCAUUUUUUUGGACAUUUUUCUGUGUGGCUGUAAAGCGACAUGGAAACGGGUAUUGGGUAGCAAUUUUGUUUUUAUUUUUUUGAAGUGUGCUCUAUCUAGGAAUCAAAAUGAAAAUAAAUUCCGUAUCUUGUGUUCCGGCUCCGAUGGGGGCAAUUUUGCGGGCUCUAGAUGUGGAGAAGGUGAUAGGCGGCGGCUAGCCGGAAUUUAUUCCAGAUCUUCUCUUCCGACUCCAGCGCGUCAGUUUUUCCCGGUUUUCUGCGCUAACGCAGUCAGGUGCUGUCGGCUUGAGCCGGGAGUUCCCUUACACACUACAGCGACACACCCCAGACCGUGAGACACGAAAGAAUUGAACAACUCGAAUAGGAAUAAUAAUAACUAGCGAGGACGUAUGACAUCAUGUCAAAUUUUCUCAUACAUUUUUUGUUUGUAUGUAUGUUUGUUUUUUGACAAACUGUUUGGGCUGACUUUGCUUUGUUUCGUGUCCUUUAACAUUUGUCUCAAACUGUGUCCACUUGUGUUUUUUAAAUAAACAAAAUGAAC